Messenger RNA from Stylophora pistillata, 2260 nucleotides. RefSeq names its product autophagy-related protein 13. Gene Ontology annotation, cellular component: Atg1/ULK1 kinase complex; cytosol; phagophore assembly site. Gene Ontology annotation, biological process: autophagosome assembly; mitophagy; protein localization to phagophore assembly site. Lineage: Eukaryota; Metazoa; Cnidaria; Anthozoa; Scleractinia; Pocilloporidae. The record is from RefSeq and is a predicted model, not a curated record.
AGCUAGUUCAGAGUUGUUUUCAAAAUGAAGAAGGAAACUGGUGGUCGUCAGCGGGAAUAUGUUCUGUCUUUUCGUAUUUUGUGACGAUUCCAACUAUUUUGCAGAAGGUUAAAUUUCGAUCAUCUCUCACGAUUGACAUGGAGGAGAAAUCUGGGUCUCUGGGAGUUCAAGAAGAGAGAGAUCUCAAGAAGUUUUUGAAAUUUCUAUCGCAAAAGGCGGUGCAAGUGAUUGUUCAGUCACGUCUUGGAGAAAAGAUUCAUACCAAGUCUAAACCUAAUGCAAUGGGCCAAGACUGGUUCAAUCUUGCAAUAAACGAUAACCCAGAUGUAAUGUCAGAGGUAAAAAAAGUGAUGGCAAAUGGAAGGCUUCCUUCUAAAGACAGUGCCAUGUGUGUGGAGAUAUCUCUGAAGACCAGUGAUGGAGACUCUAUGGUAUUAGAGACAUGGUGUCUUGGUAUGAAUGACAGGAUUGAUCCCAAUGCCAAAGUGACAUACACAGUUUAUAACAGAAUUGGAAUGCUUCUCAAGUCUCUUACAUCAGUGACAAGAGUUACGCCAGCCUAUCAACUGUCACGCAAACAAGGCUCAGACUUCAUAGUGUGUUACCAGGUUUACUUUGGUGAUGUCAGGUUUCAAGAACUUGGAGAAGGCUUUCAGACUCUGAGGGUGGGUUCCAUUGGUACUCCAGUUGGUUCCAUAACUUUAUCUGCUGCUUGCAGGACAAAGCUGACCUUGCCAGAAAAACAACAAGUCACGGUACAAAGUAACCAUUUCGGCUCAGAGUUGGUGCAGAAGCCUUCCGAUCAACUGGAUUGUGCUUUGCCAUGUGGAACAUUUGACUUAACAGCUGAAGCGAGACAUCAAAUCGCAGAGCAGAUAGCAAGCGCGACAGAAACGGAAGUAACCCGACCAACAACUGCAUCUUCAAACACUCCUCCGUCGACAGCUCACAAACUCAGCUCAACAUCUUCACCACCUGGAAUAAGGCGCAUCAGUCAAGAAGUCAACAACACAGGGAAACACGAGAUAACCGGACCCGCAAGUUAUUCUCAACCCAUUAGCUACGCAAAAAUGCGAACAAAAGGAGCCUUUGUGAGCAGUCCAGCAUCGCCUGAAAUUCAGUCAAUGCUUACAAACCUGUCAUCGACUCCACCGUUUGCAUCGCUUUUAAGAAAAGAGGUUGAUAACAAACCAAGUGGUCUACCGGCCUCAGAUAGCAACCUCAAAAAAUCACCAGUGAUACUGCAUAGAAGGGACAGUUCAUCUGACAGAACAGAUGGAAGCAAACCAUCCGCGAUACAGUCUCCACCCCUCCCCAGUCAGCUGGUGUGGGAUGAUGACUUCGUUAUGGUCGAGUUGAAACCAGCCUUCGCGUGUCAUUGGACAGCAUCAACAGGUGAUCUUGGUAGCUUCUUUCGUGAAUGUCAGGCAGCGCCUCCACUGAGUCUAUUUGAAGACACUGAGGUGUCGUCGCCAGAUAACAUUAUGGACCGUUUGGAUGGGGAAUUGUGCAGCUUUCGCGAGAACGCAUUCAAAUUUGACGAACUUGUUGCCGAGCUACAGCAGAGGUGAUAUCCGCUGCAGAUGAGCUUGGCUUUGGAUAUAAUUUUGAUUAGCGUAAAAGAAUGGGAGAAUUCAAUUCGAGGCUACUGAUUGUUUUGCCAAUAUCCCAUGUCUCCUUGACGUCCAUAGUCACCCCUACAGCGGCUUCGUCAUGAGUCGAUUUGCCCUCCAGAUAUGCGACAGACACCUGCGUUGAGGAUUUAGUUAUUAGUUAAUCCCACAUGGAAGUUUUCUUUCAAAGAUAAUCUGCACAAAGCUAUAGUGAGAAUUAAAGUAUCGAGUCUCCUGGAAGAUAACUGAACAUUUACCUCUCGUAUCGCUUGAAGGUGGUCUCAGCGUGAAAAAAGAAUUGUCGAUUAAGGACUCGGUAGUGAUUUCUAGAUUUCGGAUCCCCAAAAGCGGAAGUGAUCUAAAAUAGCUCUAUCCACUCUUGAUUUUCAAGAGAAAAGGAAGCUUUUAGUUGAAGUUUUCGAUAUACAUGACGCUAUGAAAAUUGUAUCGUUGAAAUCUUUACAUAGCCAUGCUAUAUUUUAAGAUUAAUCACUUUGAAAAUGAUAUCGAAAAGAUUUGGCGAAUCCUCUGAGAUGCUUGGUCACUCAGUUCUCAAACCAAAGACGAAUAGGCAAUUUCCGAAUUACCCUUGGCCUCUUUUUCAAAACGAGGCCUGGUGCUCAACCAUUCUUGUGAAAAUGAGUUUA